CAGAAGACUCUCGCGAGAGCGGAGAUCUCGCACCGGGGCCCCAGGACUCCCAGGACGAAACUCGCGCGUGCGUCCUCGCUUCGGUCAGUGUCUGAGAACUCGGAGGUGAGAGCGUCUAAGAGGCGCCAUGUUCCUCACCGCCGCCCUCCUCCGCGGCCGCAUUCCGGGACGGCAGUGGAUCGGGAAGCACCGGCGGCCACGGAACGUGUCUUCCCAGAUGAAGGCGAACAUGCUGCGUCGCCUGGAGGUGGAGGCCGAGAACCACUACUGGCUAAGCAUGCCCUACAUGACGGCGGAGCAGGAGUACGGUCACGCCGCGCAGCGCCGGGCGCAGGCGUUCGAAGCCAUCAAGGCGGCCGCCACUUCCAGAUUCCCCGCGCACAGAUACGUCGCCGACCAGCUAGGCCAUCUCAACGUCACCAAGAAAUGGUCCUGACCUGGAGUCAUCACCUUUGCGCUUAUGGAGACGAGACUGUUGUGUACUUUCCGGGCCCCGGAGCUGAAGGAAAAUGUAAUUUAUGUAACCUUCGACCAGAAUAUUAUUAAAGCAAACAUGAUUAAUA
Molecule: messenger RNA, 563 nt
Organism: Arvicola amphibius (Eurasian water vole)
Lineage: Eukaryota; Metazoa; Chordata; Mammalia; Rodentia; Cricetidae
Gene: Mrpl57
Product: mitochondrial ribosomal protein L57
Exons: 2
Coding region: 128-436 (102 amino acids)
Biological process (GO): mitochondrial translation
Cellular component (GO): mitochondrial ribosome
Molecular function (GO): structural constituent of ribosome
Source: RefSeq, a predicted model, not a curated record